AUGAGUUUACUUCAACCUUAUGUAAAUCUGGAUGUCUUGGUCAUCACCAUUGACGGUCGAGUUUUAGUGGGUAAAUUGAGGGGUACAGACCAAGCAUCGAAUAUCAUUCUGGAAAAAUGCCAUGAGCGUGUGUUCUCCAGCGAAGGUACUGAAGUCAUCUCGCUUGGCUUGUUCUUGUUACGAGGAGACAAUUUGGUUACUAUUGGCGAAUUGGACACUGAAAAAGAAGCAGCAAUGGACAUUACAGAAAUCAAAGCAGAUCCAUUAUCAGAACUUAAAUUAUAA
Molecule: messenger RNA, 285 nt
Organism: Mucor velutinosus
Lineage: Eukaryota; Fungi; Mucoromycota; Mucoromycetes; Mucorales; Mucoraceae
Exons: 4
Coding region: 1-285 (94 amino acids)
Biological process (GO): mRNA splicing, via spliceosome
Cellular component (GO): U4/U6 x U5 tri-snRNP complex; precatalytic spliceosome; U6 snRNP
Molecular function (GO): RNA binding
Source: RefSeq, a predicted model, not a curated record